Messenger RNA from Alnus glutinosa, 1909 nucleotides. Its product is annotated as putative pentatricopeptide repeat-containing protein At1g12700, mitochondrial. Gene Ontology annotation, molecular function: protein binding. Lineage: Eukaryota; Viridiplantae; Streptophyta; Magnoliopsida; Fagales; Betulaceae. The record is from RefSeq and is a predicted model, not a curated record. The coding region runs from base 1 to 1848 and encodes 615 amino acids. The transcript has a single exon.
AUGGGUACGCCUGCUAAGUCCAGAAACACUCUUGCUUUCUACUUCAAUCAUUUCCUUCACGAUCCUCAUUAUUGUCAUUUUAGGGUUUCUUUCCUUCCUCAAAAUUUUUAUUAUUGUCGUUGUUUUAGUGCUACUUCUGCUAAAACUACCAAUAGUUGUAGAGAUAUUGUGGAAAGCCCCAAUCAGUUCUUGCAAUCUGUGAGAAAUCGAUGCAGAUCUGGAAGCUUUAGGAAUCUUGAUGAUGCCUUAGGCCUGUUUGAUAGAAUGCUUCACAUGUACCCUUUGCCUUCCCUCAUAGAUUUUACUCAAUUGCUGACUGCAAUUGCAAGAAUGAAGCAUCACUCAACCGUGAUUUCUCUCUUUAAAGAAAUGGAAAUGUCAGGAAUUGCUCCCGAUGCUUGUUCUCUAAGGAUUCUGACUAGCUGCUUUUGCCAUUUAAACCGGGUGGAUUUUGGCUUCUCUAUCUUAGCAAGAAUCGUGAAACUUGGUUUUCAACCGGACUGCAUAAUUCUUAGUACUCUUGUCAAGGGGCUUUGUCUUCAUGGUAAAAUUGCUGAAGCUGUGAAAUUGGUUAACAAAAUGGAGAAGAUAGGCUAUAAACCUGAUAUAGUUACCUACGGAACAAUAAUGAAUUGUUUGUGUAAAAUAGGCAAGACCAAUGAAGCUAUUGCGUUGUUAAGAAAGAUGGAUGAAGCAAAUCUUGAACUUAAUGUAGUGCUAAAUAGCAUAAUCAUUGAUAGUUUAUGUAAAGAUAGAUUAGUAACGGAGGCUUUGAAUUUUUUCUUCGAAAUGACAAAGAAAGAAAUUCAGCCAGACGUUUUUACUUACAGUUCUUUAAUUCAGGGUCUUUGCAAUUUUGGCCGGUGGAAGGAGGUAACUAAACUAUGGAAUGAGAUGGUUGAAAGAAAAAUCAUGCCAGAUGUAAAAACAUUCAACAUAUUGGUGGACACAUUUGGCAAAGAGGGGAUGUUGAAAGAGGUGAAAGAAGUUUUUGCUGUGAUGAUUCAGAGAGGCAUAGAGCCUGAUACAAUCACUUACAAUUCUUUAAUUGACGGUUAUUGUUUGCAAAAUAAAAUGGAUGGAGCUAUCAAAGCAUUUAAUAUGAUGGUUCGAAAGGGUUGUUCGCCUUCUAUUGUUAGUUAUAACAUAUUGAUCCAUGGAUAUUGUAAAAAUAGAAAAAUUGACGAGGCGAUGAGUCUCUUUCGUGAAAUGUCCACAAAGGAAAUUUUUCCCAAUGUUGUCACUUACAAUACUCUUAUUGGUGGGUUUUGCCAAGUUGGGAGACCUAAGAAUGCAUUAGAGCUACUCCAUGAGAUGCAAGGUUGUGGGCAACCUCCAAAUCUCCGAACUUGUGCUAUUUUGUUAGAUGGCUUGUGUAAGAAUCUACACUUUCAAGAGGCAAUGGCAUUGUUUCAUGAGAUGGAAGACAAAAAGUUAGACCUUGAUAUUGUGAUUUACAGCAUCUUGAUUGAUGGUAUGUGUAAUGCUGGGAAACUAACGACUGCAAGAGAACUCUUUAAUACUCUUCCUACCAAAGGUUUGCAAGCUGAUAUUCAGACUUACACAAUAAUGAUCAAAGGACUUUGCAAAGAGGGACUACUAAAGGAAGCAAGAGUGCUAUUUGAGCAAAUGGACGAGAAUGGUUGUUCACCUAACCAUGUCACGUAUAACACAAUCAUCCAAGGCUUCUUGCAACAUAACGAGACAUCAUGGGUGGUGAAAUAUAUCAAGAUGAUGGUUGACAAAGGUUUCUCGGCAAAUGCGACCAUUGCAACCAUUUUGAUUGACUUGUUGUCUACUAAUCGAGCAGAUAAAACAUUGCAAGAAUUUUUUCAAAAAUCUGUGUGAAAGCUUUCUAAUUCUUCAACAUGCAAAACAAAAUUUCAUAUUCUAAUCUUUACAGUGCCAA